Molecule: messenger RNA, 1362 nt
Organism: Drosophila teissieri
Lineage: Eukaryota; Metazoa; Arthropoda; Insecta; Diptera; Drosophilidae
Gene: Or83a
Product: odorant receptor 83a
Exons: 4
Coding region: 1-1362 (453 amino acids)
Biological process (GO): detection of chemical stimulus involved in sensory perception of smell; sensory perception of smell
Cellular component (GO): plasma membrane
Molecular function (GO): olfactory receptor activity; odorant binding
Source: RefSeq, a predicted model, not a curated record
AUGAAGAGCACAUCCAAGGAAGAUAGGAUUAAAGCCGACUCCAAGCGACGCGACCUGUUUGUAUUUGUGAGGCAAACCAUGUGUGUAGCGGCCAUGUAUCCUUUCGGAUAUUACGUGAAGGGCUCUGGAGUCCUGGCAGAUCUGGUCAGAGUCUGUGACUUGGCCUACGAACUCCUUAACUACUUCGUAUCGGUGCAUAUAGCCGGCCUGUACAUCUGCACCAUCUACAUCAACUACGGCCAGGGCGACUUGGACUUCUUCGUUAACUGUUUGAUCCAAACUAUUAUUUAUUUGUGGACCAUAGCGAUGAAGCUUUAUUUUCGAAGGAUCAGACCUGGAAAACUGAAUGAAAUUUUGUCCAACAUUAAUGAUGAGUACGAGCCACGUUCUGCUGUAGGAUUCAGUUUCGUCACAAUGGAGGAGUCUUAUCGGAUAUCCAAGCUAUGGAUAAAAACCUAUGUGUAUUGUUGCUACAUCGGCACCAUUUUCUGGCUGGCUCUUCCCAUUGCUUACAGGGAUGGGAGCCUUCCUCUCGCCUGCUGGUAUCCCUUUGACUACACGCAACCUAUUGUCUAUGAGGUAGUAUUCCUUCUUCAGGCGAUGGGACAGAUACAAGUGGCCGCAUCGUUCGCCUCCUCCAGUGGUCUGCAUAUGGUACUUUGUGUCCUGAUAUCUGGGCAAUACGAUGUCCUCUUUUGCAGUCUCAAGAAUGUAUUGGCCAGCAGCUAUGUACUAAUGGGAGCCAAUAUGGCGGAACUGAAUCAAUUGCAGGCUGAGCAAUCUGCGGCUGAUGCCGAGCUAGGUCAAUAUACCUACUCUAUAGAGGAGGAGACCCCUCUGCAAGAACUUCUAAAAGUUGGAAGCUCAAUGGACUUCUCCUCAGCAUUCGGGCUGUCUUUUGUACGGUGCAUUCAGCACCACCGAUACAUAGUGGCGGCCCUGAAAAAAAUUGAGCAUUUCUACAGUCCCAUCUGGUUUGUGAAGAUUGGUGAAGUCACUUUCCUCAUGUGCCUGGUGGCAUUCGUCUCGACGAAGAGCACGUCGGCCAAUUCUUUUAUGCGGAUGGUCUCUUUGGGACAGUACCUGCUCCUAGUUCUCUAUGAGCUCUUUAUCAUCUGCUAUUUCGCGGACAUUGUUUUCCAGAACAGUCAACGAUGUGGUGAAGCCCUGUGGAGAAGUCCAUGGCAGAGACAUUUGAAGGAGGUUUGCAGCGAUUACAUAUUUUUUAUGUUGAAUUCCCGCAGGCAGUUCCAACUAACUGCCGGAAAAAUAACCAAUCUAAACGUGGAUAGGUUCAGAGGGACUAUCACUACUGCCUUCUCGUUUCUCACCUUGCUGCAAAAAAUGGAUUCACGAGAAUAA